AUGAAGUCGGUGGCGGUAACUUUCUGUGUGCUUUGCUUUCAUUUUGAAGCCCUGUAUGGAGUGGAUAGCUGCUCGCCAAGACCAUGCAAAAAUAUAGAACAGUCUCACGUCUCUGACCCCCAGGUGAUGGUGGAAUUUGAAAAUGGAAACUUCAAGUUCACAUUCCCCAACCCCAAAAAUGUGAGUGAGUUCAGCAUGACCCUCUUCAAAGGGCACGAAAAGAAGGAGAUCUGUGCACUCCAUUUGAGUGAGGAGAAUGCUAUCCCCAAGAGUAAUGUCACCUACUGUCAGACAGAGCAUUCAAAUAGCAGCACGACUUUCAUUCUUAAAAAUCUGGAAAGAAAGCAUAUUGACACUUACACCUACUGCCUGGAGAUGUUCUUACCCCCUCCUUAUAUAGAUUGCCGGCUGAAAGAAACCUAUUUGUACAUCCAAGAUAAGGAAGACUGCAUUUCACUGGGACUCAUGUCAUGGAUAAUUACUGGCUUGAUCAUGUUUGCCAUGAUUUCCUGUAUCUGCUGUGUCAUAGCCUGUUGCUUAAGGCACAAGAACCAGCAGUGUGAAUCCAGCUCCCAUGAGUACAACAGUGAAUACAUGGCUAUGGCAGCACUGAAUGCAGCUAAAAAAACAAAAAUCUGA
This is a messenger RNA of Mesitornis unicolor (brown roatelo), 639 nucleotides long. RefSeq names its product inducible T-cell costimulator-like. The record is from RefSeq and is a predicted model, not a curated record. Gene Ontology annotation, biological process: cell-cell adhesion; T cell tolerance induction; T cell costimulation. The transcript has 5 exons. Lineage: Eukaryota; Metazoa; Chordata; Aves; Mesitornithiformes; Mesitornithidae. The coding region runs from base 1 to 639 and encodes 212 amino acids.